Molecule: messenger RNA, 3377 nt
Organism: Pleuronectes platessa (European plaice)
Lineage: Eukaryota; Metazoa; Chordata; Actinopteri; Pleuronectiformes; Pleuronectidae
Gene: kcna4
Product: potassium voltage-gated channel, shaker-related subfamily, member 4
Exons: 2
Coding region: 1-2103 (700 amino acids)
Biological process (GO): protein homooligomerization; potassium ion transmembrane transport
Cellular component (GO): voltage-gated potassium channel complex; membrane
Molecular function (GO): potassium ion binding; protein binding; delayed rectifier potassium channel activity
Source: RefSeq, a predicted model, not a curated record
AUGGAGUUCGCCAUGGUGGGUGCGGACGGUGGGUGCAACAGUCACCUGCCGUACGGAUAUGCCCAAGCUCGCGCACGGGAGAGGGAGCGCGACACGGAGCGCGAGGCUGCAGGGUCUCGAGCCGAGGACGGCAGCGGUGAGGAGGGAGGAGGAGGCGGCGGCGGCGUAACGGGGUCCGCAUCCACCUCCUCUACCUCCUCCACCUCCACCACCUCGUCCUCAUCCUCAUCCACCUCCUCCGGCGCUCAUCUCCUUAACAACCGCCAGCAUCAGUCUCGCGCCGCCUCCUCCUCCGCGGGCGCCAACAUCAGCGGCACCGCCUCGCGCUCCUCCUCCGCCUCCUCCUCCUCCUCCUCCUCCUUGCAGCCGCCACAACACCAGCAGGAGCCGGAGCAGACGCACCGAGUUCUCAGAGAGCGCAAGAAGCAGCGCGGCGUCGGCCGGUGGAGACGCAGCCGGACGACUCUCGGCGGGGACCUGCGCCACUCGGAGCUGGCCCUGCUCGGAUCCGAGGAGGACAUCAUGAUCGAGGAGGAGGAGGAGGCCGAGGGCGCCGAGGAAGAGGAGGAGGAGGAGGAGAAGGAGGAGAGGGACAAGGGGAGCAAGAGGUCGAGCUUUCUGUGCAACAUGGAUGAUGAGGAGGAGACGGUGUCGAUCACGGACCGGCGACCUCAGUCCGGGUACGGGAACGUGUACAGCGAGUUCGGCUGCUGCGAGCGGGUGGUCAUCAACGUGUCCGGGCUGAAGUUCGAAACUCAGCUCCAGACUCUCACCAAGUUCCCGGACACGCUCCUGGGGGACCCCGACAAGCGGAUCAGGUACUUCGACCCGCUGAGGAACGAGUACUUCUUCGACCGGAACCGACCGAGCUUCGACGCCAUUCUCUACUACUACCAGUCGGGGGGACGCUUGAAAAGACCCGUCAACGUCCCGUUCGACAUCUUCUCCGAGGAGGUGAAGUUUUACGAACUCGGGGAGGAGGCGAUCCUCAAGUUCCGGGAGGAUGAGGGCUUCGUGAAGGAGGAGGAGAAGCCGCUGCCGGAGGACGAGUUCAAGCGUCAGAUCUGGCUGCUGUUCGAGUACCCGGAGAGCUCGACCGCCGCCCGGGGCAUCGCGGUCGUGUCCGUCCUCGUUAUUGUCAUCUCCAUCGUCAUCUUCUGCCUGGAGACGCUGCCGGAGUUCAGGGACGAGAAGGAGUAUCUGAAGCCGCGGGUCAACUCCACCGAGCCGGACCACGGGUUCACCCCCUUCAACGACCCCUUCUUCAUCGUGGAGACGGUGUGCAUCAUCUGGUUCUCCUUCGAGAUCAUCGUGCGCUUCUUCGCGUGUCCCAGCAAAACCGUUUUCUUCAAGAACAUUAUGAACACUAUAGACAUUGUCUCCAUUUUGCCUUACUUCAUCACCCUGGGCACGGACCUGGCGCAGCAGCAGGAGAACGGGCAGCAGGCGAUGAGCUUCGCCAUCCUGAGAAUAAUCCGGCUCGUGCGCGUGUUCCGCAUCUUCAAGCUGUCCCGACACUCCAAGGGGCUGCAGAUCCUGGGCCACACGCUGCGCGCCUCCAUGCGGGAGCUGGCCCUCCUCAUCUUCUUCCUGGUCAUCGGCGUCAUCCUCUUCUCCAGCGCGGUGUACUUCGCCGAGGCGGACGAGCCCUCGUCCCAGUUCACGAGCAUCCCCGACGCGUUCUGGUGGGCCGUGGUGACCAUGACCACGGUGGGCUACGGCGACAUGAAGCCCAUCACCGUGGGGGGGAAGAUCGUGGGCUCGCUGUGCGCCAUCGCGGGCGUGCUGACCAUCGCGCUCCCGGUGCCGGUCAUCGUGUCCAACUUCAACUACUUCUACCACCGGGAGACGGACAACGAGGACCCGUCGGCGGCGGUGGUGGAGACCCUGCCCCCGGUGUGCCCUUACUUCCCGGACUUUCUAAGGAAAUUCAAGGGCUCGCCCUCUGGAUCCUCGCUAGGCGACAAAGCGGAGUACAUGGAGAUGGAGGAGGGGGUCACGGAGUCGCUCUGCGGCCUGGACAAGAGCCCGAGUAAAGGAAACGGCACAGACAUCAGCAGGAAAAACAGCACUAACUCAAAAUCCAUUCAGACUGACGUGUGAUUACAAGUAGAGCUUCGUUUCGUGUAUUCUUUUUUGGUUUCUAAAGAAGAAUAUUCCCUAUAAAGAUGCUUCUUUGUGCCCAAGAGCAGGUGGUCCACUCUGACACACGUUUUACGCACGACACGCACACACACACAAACGCACACACGCUCACACAUAGACACCAAUUGGCAGUUUUCAUUCUCUCCAUUUCAGAACAAUAGUUUCUCCUAAAUCCUCUCUCCACACACAAGAGCCAACGAUUAGGAACAAGCACAGCUAAUAUUUGCCUAAUUGGUUGAUUCAUUAAUCCAUCUAACCUGAAUGGGCUUCCGAAUUAGACAUAAAAAUGGAAAUUCGAGACAAGACAACCUUUGCAUUUGCACUUUAUGGGUUUCAUCUGUCAAUAAGAGAAUGGAUAGGGGGCAAGGGAUUUCUGCUGUUAUGCAAUAAACUUACAAAUUUGUUUGCACUAAUGUAGAAUUCACGCUGGGUUUGGCAUCUUUUUAUUUCAGAGACAAAAGCUGUAGGCCAAUGCACAUGACAAUACGUUAGUCAUCCUCCAACUUAGCUGAAGAAUGUUUGAGAGGCUUCCACAAAGAGAGCAAACUAAGGAUAAUAAGAACCCCUCUAAUAUGCUGCCAAUGGAAAUUGGACUCUAAGAGAUUUAUUACUUGUCCAGUUAAUAUUAAUUAAACCCUCAUUGAUAAGAUAAAGCAUUUAGUAGUCAUCAAAUGAACCAGGGCUAGAAUCAUUUUUAUGACAUAACUUCCACAACAGGCCUCAAAGGCCUCAUGUUGUUGACCCACCAUGAGAGCUAAGCACAUGAGUCAUCCGAGUCGAACGUGGCUGGAGAGACGACUCGCCCCGCCAGCUUUUUGUAUGGAAAGGCUCGGAGCCUCUGCAACAACAGUUUCCCAAGUUUCAUUUAAACCACCUCAAAACGACAAUAUCCCUUUACAUGGACGCAGAUGGAAAGCUAUAGCAAAAACGACUCUGUGUUGUGGAAACUCCGCGGAGGGCAGUUUGUGAGCAACUUCCUCUCCUGUCCGCUGGACUCUGUGCACAAUUUUUUUUUUUCUUUUUUUCUCAAGAGGACUAUGAGUACCUCCGAGCUCAGAGGAUCUUCAGGAUGUGGACGUCUUCCAAGGCAAUGGAAUCGCAAGUGAAACGGUCGAGAGGAUGCUUUGAGAUACAAAGUGCAGCACUCUGACUCCCGAGACCGGAGUUAGUGCUGAAAUGAACAAACGACUCACUUCCACCACUUGUCCGACACGACUAGAAUCAUCCAGCCG